UUGGCAACCGGAGGCUCUCGUUACAUUUCGGAACGUUGGGACAACAGGCGGGCGCUCCUAUUGGCCGCCUCGGCCCGACCGAAUGUGACUGUCGCCGACGUUCGCUGGGGAUCGGCCGUAGGGGAGCCGCUGCUGCAGUAACCGCGGGGCCGGCCGAGGCUUGUUCCAGCCCCCGGGGCCCGGGCCUUGCCGGGACCCGCCUUCCCCCGCCGCAACAUGCCCUGACCUAGCGGGGCUCGCUGCUCAAGGUGGAGCAUGGCUGAGCUGGUUCAUAAAAGGGGGAAGAGGCGGGAUGACAACGGGCUGGGUGGUGCUGUUGACUUCCUGUUGGCCAAUGCCAGACUGGUGCUUGGGGUGGGCGGUGCUGCUGUGCUGGCCAUUGCAACUCUGGUGGUGAAACGGCUGAUAGACCGAGCCACCAGCUCGCCUGACGAGGACAAGGCUAAGGCAGACCAGAAGUCCAUCGAGGAGAGCUGGCAAGAUCUGAGCCUGAUCAAGGCCGUGCCGAAGCCACCAAAGAAGCAAAGCCGGGCAGAUCUCAGCGAGUCUCAGCUGUCCCUGACUGCAGUCCUACCUGCCCAAGCUGCAGAGCCUCAAGGCCAACCCAGCUCCCCGGAGAUUCCCCAGGUAGAACCCAGGACGCUGCUUUGUCUCACAUUCCAGGAGAAACUCCUCUCUUAUUACAGAAACUACGUUGCCAUCCCGGAGACGGAGGUCGCCCGUGGGAAGCAGCUAGCGAGGGACAUCUGCAUAGAACUGCAAAGCUUCCUGCAGAACAAAUGCUCGGAACUGCCUUUCGGCAGCAUGUACCUUGGGGGCUCGCUCUGUGAUGACCUCCAGGUUGUGGCUGCCGACCAUGUCUGCUUCAUGCUGCCCUUGGUGUUUGAAACCACGCUCUGGAGCCUCAUCCCAGGAGAGGACACCAUCAUAAAAGACCCCCAGUUUUGGAUGAUCCGGCGGACUGACCUGGAGUACAUCCCUCGUGGGAGCAGCCCCUGGGACAGGUUCAUCGUGGGCGGGUACCUCUCCUCCAACGCGCUCAAUGAGGCGCUCCAUAAAAUGCUGGUGGCCUCUGUCAACUGGCCUGCCAUAGGCAGCCUGUUGGACUGCAUCAUCAGACCCGUGGUGGCUUCUGAGGAGCUUCAGUUGGAGGUCACACACUACCAGACCCAGCUGAACAUAACCCUCUGCCCAGUGACAGAAGCGGGGGAUAAGAUUCUUCUUGCCAACCCUCCAAAAGGACGUGUGGAAAACCUCUGGCGACAAAGCUUCUAUAGGUCCGAGGUCUCCAAGCUUAAAGAUCUGGAUGCUGCAGACUCGGGAGCCAGGCAGUGCUGCCUCAAAAUCCUAAAAGGGGUGUGUAAAAACCAUCCCUUCUUGAGCAAACUGACCGGCAGCUUCCUGACUCACGUCCUCCUCCACCUCAGUGAAACCGAGUCCGACUGGGCAGAGGAGGCCUUGGCCGCGAGGUUCCAGCAAGCGAUCGAAGAGCUGGUUGGCUACCUGGAGAGAAGCUCCCUCCCCUGCUAUUUCAACAGCCACAUUAACUUGUUCUGUGAGCUGCUGGAAGAGGAGAUAGAUGAGAUGGGCUAUGAACUCUACCGGGCUGUAUCCGAGCCAGGCCUCUUGCUGCAGGAAUGGGCGUAUAAAUGAAUUGCUAGUCUGAGCGUGUCUCAUCGUUGGUGGGUGGUGGGUGGUUUUUUUGUGUGCUUCUGUCUGUCCACUUCUCCAAGCCAAGUGGAAUUGUGAAGCUUCUAACUUACGAGGUGUUACCAGGUGAAACCCUUGCACUUACUGAAUGAUUCACUCUUUCAAUACCCAGUGCCUGAGGAAAGGGAUGGGAGGUGGCAUCUGGAGCCAGUCACUGCUGGGUCUCCAGUCCAGCUUGGACCAUCCAUUGCGUGUUGAAGUUGGAUGACAUGGGUUUGGCCCCUGUCAAACUGCCAUCACAGUUGGCCCUGUCGCAUGAAGAGGCGCAGGAUUGAAUGCGCCUGGAAGCAUGGAGAGCCUCCCGCUGCCACUGCUGGUGCUGAACCCAGGCUCUGUACAAACUGGAUUUCAGUCUCCAGGGCUCUCAAUCCAGCCCCUUUCAGGAGCACAAAAUUCACCCUGAAAGUGACAGGCUCUAAACUGCUGGAGUGGGGGCGGUGAUGGAACCUGGUGUGUAUUUGCAACCCCAGGAUCUGGGCCAUAGGAAGGGACAGGCCUGGGGGGGGAGAGAUCAGGUGAAACUGAUUAUGCACCACAGGAUAUUGCCAUAGCUAAUCAAAUCUCAUUUGCUUUCUUCUGAAGCACUUCCAGUGUUAUGAAUGUAGCCUCCCACCAGGACAAGCUAACCCUAACGGGCGCUCUGUUCAUGGGAGCUGUAAUAGGAGGGGUUCCGUACCCUCAGUGUGUGUGUCUCUUUUAACGCUCCCUCCUUAUGCACUUUUUACUUUAGCGGGGGCGCCACGGUGGGAUUACUGGUGGGGCUUGCAGGAGAGAGACGAGUACUACAGGAUAGGCCCAUCUGCUUUGCAGAAACGAAGUGAUUCUGAAUCGUGCUACAGCUAGAGACACGUGCUGUAACUACUGCUCUUGGGCCCCAAUGUCGUCCCCCCCUCCCGCUUUACAAAGACUGGGGACUGUCCCCAUGAGCCAAGCUUUUCAGAUCGAACCCUGUUUCAUGCCUGUGGUGCUGCUGCCUAACCAUCCUGCCCCUUCGAGGUCCCCAGUACGACUCUGCUCCCAGAAAGGGGCAGGAUGGGGACAGUGAGUCUUACAUCAGAAGGCUCCCUGUAGGCAAGAGCCGACUUGAUUAUUUUUAUGUUUGUUUGUCUUCCUGCUAAGAAUGAGUUUCCUUGAGCACGGCUGAUGGUGUUACUUGGGUACCAGCUCUACCCAAUACGAGGCAGACGUUUUCUGACUGUUCUCAUGAAUUCAGAACCGUGUUUGUUGUGCACUCUAGGGAUGGAAAAUAAACCUUUAGCCUUUUAAUGUGA
Pelodiscus sinensis (Chinese soft-shelled turtle) is the source of this 2981-nucleotide messenger RNA. RefSeq names its product mitochondrial elongation factor 2 (gene MIEF2). The record is from RefSeq and is a predicted model, not a curated record. Gene Ontology annotation, biological process: mitochondrion organization; positive regulation of mitochondrial fission. NCBI's taxonomy places the organism in Eukaryota, Metazoa, Chordata, Testudines, Trionychidae. Gene Ontology annotation, cellular component: mitochondrial outer membrane.